ACCGCUAGGAGCUGCUGCGGAGGACAAGGAGAGAACUACUUCUAUUUUGUCCAGGCUUCGGAGGUGGACAGAACCCCACUGGUCGGGCCUAGAAGUUGAGGGUUCAGGGAAAGUGUGCAGGCAGCUAUAGCUGUCUCUCCUGGAUGCCAAGAUUUGAGACCCAGAAGUCUCCCAUGGUUCCCUAUCACAUCCGCCUGUACCAGGACAGCGACCAUAAAAGUGUCGUGGAUGUGUUCACCAAGGGCAUGGAAGAACACAUCCCAUCCACCUUUCGCCAUGUGCUGCUGCUGCCCCGAACCCUCCUACUCUUACUUGGGGUGCCCCUUGCCCUGGUCCUGGUGUCUGGCUCCUGGCUGCUGGCUGUUGUAUGCAUCUUCUUUCUGCUCCUACUCCUGAGGUUCCUUGCUGGACAGCCCUGGAAGCAGUAUGUGGCCACGAGUUUGCAGACAGACAUGGUUGACAUUACCAAGUCUUACCUGAAUGCUCAUGAUGCCUGCUUCUGGGUGGCUGAGUCUGGGGGGCAGGUGGUGGGCAUAGUGGCUGCUCAGCCAGUCAAGGAC
This is a messenger RNA of Mastomys coucha (southern multimammate mouse), 560 nucleotides long. RefSeq names its product putative N-acetyltransferase 8B. The transcript is spliced from 2 exons. The record is from RefSeq and is a predicted model, not a curated record. The annotation marks the transcript as partial. Gene Ontology annotation, molecular function: N-acetyltransferase activity. Lineage: Eukaryota; Metazoa; Chordata; Mammalia; Rodentia; Muridae.